Hypomesus transpacificus is the source of this 1399-nucleotide messenger RNA. RefSeq names its product stress response protein NST1. The record is from RefSeq and is a predicted model, not a curated record. Bases 53 to 1153 code for a protein of 366 amino acids. Gene Ontology annotation, molecular function: DNA binding. The transcript is spliced from 3 exons. NCBI's taxonomy places the organism in Eukaryota, Metazoa, Chordata, Actinopteri, Osmeriformes, Osmeridae.
CCACACAUUUCCUACACAGGCCAACCAGUCAUUUUGUAAACUGAUAGCUAAAAUGGCUCCGAGAAAAAGAAGUGUGGUAUGGACAUUUUUCAGGGUUUUAAAUGAGAAGAAAGUACACUGUUUGUUGUGCAUGGAGAUCGUCGUUUACAACGGGCAUACCACUAACAUGCUCCGGCAUAUGCGUACCAAACACCCGAAAGAGUUCAGCAACGCGGCAACAAACAUCAGGCCAAGCAGUGGGACAGGAGACGAAAGUGAACCGAUGAUUACAAACAGUGGAGACGAAUACACUUCUGGUAUGGUUACAUAUUUGGAGGUAGCGCUGGAGGAGGACCACCCAGUACAGAUCACCACGGUGAAUGAAGCUGACAUAACGAACGCCAUCAACGGAAUCCUGAAGGCGGCGGAGCACCAAGCAGUGGAGGGCCAAAGUGAGGUUGUAACUGCAGAAACCCAGAGCCAUGUGGGGAGUGGUCCCAGUCCAUCGACACGGAAGUGGAGUUCAAUAUGGACUCACUAUGAGCGCCUGGAGGACCAGAAACGAGCUCUGUGUUUAAUAUGCUUGGAGAAAAUUCAGCACCAUAGCAGCACCAGCAAUCUGCAUCGCCACUUGUCCAAGAAGCACCCAGACGCCCAUGCGCGCAUGGAAAGUCACAGCAAGAAACGCCUCUCUAAAGGUGCAUACAGCACCCCUGUCAAAGAGGGCCUAGCCAGGCCCAUGGGGAAGAUGAGAGUGUCAGAGAAAUAUCAAGACAUGUUUGAUGGUGAGGUGCGUGUGUUGGAGCGUGAGCGCGAGCUGACGGAAGCUCUGAGGAAGGCGCAGCAGCAGGAGGCGCGGGCACUGGAGCAGCAGAGGGAACUCCUGGACGCUCUGAGACGAGCCAACACCAGGGAGGCCGCCACCGAGAAGGAGGAGCUGGAGGCUCUGAGACGAGCUCAGGAGCAGGAGGCCCGCGCCCUGAGGAGAGAGAGGGAAGAGGCGCAGAGGGAGAGGGCAGAGGUGCUGGUGGAACGGGAGAGGCUACGAGAGGAGAGGGAGGAGCUGGAGCGUCUACGGAGGGAGGUUGGGGUGGGACGGGGCCAGCUGGAGGAGCAACCCACAGGGCUGUUCCAGGAACAGGGAGUGGUGAUGGCCAAGGAGACUCAUGGUUAGGGGGAUGUGAACCCUCAGAUCGUCAACAGUGACCUGAACCCUGGCUGCCACGUCCCUCAUCCCUUUAUUUCAAAGGAAGGAAGAGGGAGCGGAAGCCUGUCGCAGUUAUCGAGAUGUACAAAUAUUUUGUAACUUUUUUACAGUAUAUAUAAGCCGGUAGUAUGUUCUUGUUUAAGUUAAGGAGGGUCUCUACCUGUGAGUUUUGCCCAUUCAUUCCCCCUGACAAUAAACAAAUGGCUGUGAAAA